AUGAGCGAUGUCUCUUCUCCUUCUUCAAGUCCAUCUCUUCUGUCUCUAGCACGCGAAAUACGCGAUCAGAUCUAUGAAUCCUUGCUCUCCGCGCCUUCUGGAACACAUUCACCGUCUAUUCCCGGGCAUCUCGUGCUAUCCACCCUGGAUAACUACUGGACACCUAGGACUUAUACUUAUAAUUGGCCAAUCCCUGAGUGGCACUGGCAGAUUCCAGUCGGUCGGGGCUCCUGUUUUGGUAUUCUGUACACCUGUCGCCAAAUACAUACCGAACUUUUGGAGUGUAUAAACAGACGUGGUGGCAUGUCCUUUGAGCUCGAGAUUGCUCUUAUUGGGCUACAUUAUGAAGACUCCGAGGUAUACUUGGGUGACGAGCGAAUAUGGCCGACUUGGAUUGUGCACCCACUGUGCACGGAUCCAAUGGCCCCGCAUGGAUGCCAAGAAUUCGCAAACUCUUCGUCAACAGGUGUUACAUCGAAGUGUAGGAAUCUAGACGUUUCGUUGAUACUACAAUCGGAGCUUCCUUACAAGUGGCUUGGUAGCGGAGGACUCACGACUGUCCCUCGGAACCUGUUCAUCAUGCUGGCCCGCUUCCUAGUAAAUGGACCGUUGGGUCUAUACAGAAUUAACACGAAUACCAGUCGUGUUUGGAGCAUAGAUAUUCUGAUGAUGAACGUCUUGAGCGCCGGGACAUUCACAGAUCAGCACAGUGACCAACUUCAUACGGUACCUGCUGAAGUUGUAGAGGACAGCGUCCAUCACCUAUCUGUUCGUCUUGAUCAACUGUGCACCAAAGGUGCUUUAUCUGAUCGAGUCAGGGUGGUUAGGCUCGCGGUAGACGGUGAUCUUAAGCGCGAAUGGUUAAUCAACCAAGGAGAAAGAUUGUCGCCUGAUGAGAAAAAGGAGUGGGCGCGUUACGGAUGGACCAUCGACGCUCAGAAGAGCUUGGAAGGAUCAGACGUGGUGGAUAUGGAAAUAGUAUCUAGAGAGCAACGUUCCACUUCAAGAUUUAAAGCAUGUUGUCGGGUCCAAUAA
This is a messenger RNA of Lentinula edodes (shiitake mushroom), 1035 nucleotides long. RefSeq lists its product as uncharacterized. Lineage: Eukaryota; Fungi; Basidiomycota; Agaricomycetes; Agaricales; Omphalotaceae. Bases 1 to 1035 code for a protein of 344 amino acids. The transcript has a single exon. The record is from RefSeq and is a predicted model, not a curated record.